Aureobasidium musti is the source of this 4321-nucleotide messenger RNA. The record is from the annotation of a GenBank genome assembly. Lineage: Eukaryota; Fungi; Ascomycota; Dothideomycetes; Dothideales; Saccotheciaceae.
GCAGAACAAAGCCAUGUCAAAACGCGUAGCAGACGGCCAAGGUGGCUCUGAACGCUACGGCGGCAUGGACAUGGAGGACCCCCGUGAUUCAGCAAUGGACCCACCGCGCAAGGCGACAGCUGCGCAGCUAGCGAAGCGCAACAUCAAACCCCUCAAGGGACGCCCCGGAUCAUCUAGAUCUGCAUCACCAUCCAAGGGCAUGCCUAAUCCAUUUGGCGGCGCCGACAGCAAUCCAUUCGGACAAAGCGCUCCAGCUCCACCAGCAGCUGCCAGCUUCAACUUCGGCCAGACACAAGCACAGAGCAACCCCUUCGGCUCCAUGUCGACCUCACAGAGCUUCCCACCAAACGCCCCUGCAAACGCCAAUACCUCCUUCUCUUUCGGCCAGUCACAGCCUGCUGCCUUUGCCCCGCCUCAAUCAUCCAGCUUCAACUUUGGCGCAUCAACACCUUCUGGCACAUCUUUCAGCUUCGGCGCAUCGCCUGCCAAACCGUCACAACCGAACGGUGACGCCAACAAGGCUCCAUCCUUCACAUUCGGCUCGACACCUGCCUCUCCAGGCCCGUCGGCUCCUGCGUCACCCGCACCCGCAUUCAACCCCUUCUCCAGCAUGUCAGGACCCUCGUUUGGCAGCACUGAACAGCCUAUCAGUGCAGCUGAGAUCCAAGAGAUCGAAGCAGCCGGCCCUCGCUUGGGCGUAGAGGGCAAGCUUGACCAGCUCGCUAACAUCGUGCGUCAUAGCGAGCCCAAGUACAAGGAUGCUAACCUCGCCGGCCUCAACCUAUCAACACUCCCACCUGCAGUGCAAAGGAAAAUGCUCGACUUUGUGCGCAACAAGCCCGAUACAGUGAGUUUGACAUCGAUCACUUCUUUCGAUCUGUCUCGUUACACAGAGUCCAUUGGGCCUGCUGAUUCUCAUGACACUCCUUUGUUUGCCUCACACAUGCCCCAAACCUACACCCAUCUUCCUGAUUUCAGUGAGGAGCACUUCAUGACCAACGGCUUGAUCGAUGAGGUAAAGCUUGCCGAGGCAGCAGCAGACGUGAACAUGCCUAGCGCGUGGCAGACGGGCAUCGCCGCUUUGCAGUCUCGCCUGGACAGGGAGAAGACUGGCAUGGACCAGAUUCACUCAUACCGCUACUUUGCCUCAUCGCACCAGUCGCAAGCUGGCCAACAAGAACUCAGCUUCACACCACCCGUAGCAGAAUCCUUCAACCCCAAUGCCUUUGCAUACGCCCAACCAUAUCAACCACUCAACAGUGUUGAAGAUGGUCAAGCNCCCUUCGUAAAGCACCACGACGUCGAGCAAGACACUCAACAUGACAUGCUCGAUGUAUCCCUUGAUCACGAUUCGAACAUGCAACACCAACAAACCUCUACCCAGCCUUUUGCUAACAUGACACCCUACCAGACACAANNCCCGAAGCUCCCAAAUCUUCCUUCUCGUUCUCGUCCACCGCACCCGCGCCCGCUGCCUCGACGUCGUUUAACUUCGAGUUUCGGCGCCACUCCCGCUCCAGCAUCCUCUGCACCUACCUCUGGCUUCAAAUUUGGCAGCACUGCUGAGCCCGCCAAGAAGGACGACACUACGCCCACUGCAUCAGCCUUCGGUGGGUUCGGACGACACACCCGCAAAAGCUCCAUCAUCAGCCUUCAACUUGGAGGCCCUGCCGCUUCGCCCGCGCCCCCAGCUUCGACCUCGUUCAACUUCGGCGCUUCCACACCUGCACCAGCCUCCCCAGCUCCUGCCUUCAACUUUGGCGCAGCUGCUGAGAAGAAGGAUGAAGCAGCACCUAAGCCGGCAACCGCCUUCAAUUUUGGCGCUUCCACAAUACCUGCUGCUCCUCCAUCUCCCAAGCCGGCUGAGAAGAAGCUCCCCUCCCCAUCUUUCAGCUUUGGUGCACCUGCUGCUCCUAAGCCUGCUGAGGAAGUGUCUUACCCCAGCCUGACCGGUGCUUCUUCGCAAGAGUCGUCGGCAACACCUAAAUCUUCCUUCAGCUUUGGUCAGUCCGUCACUCCUGCUGCUUCGUCACCAUUCAAGCCUGCUGCUACACCUGCUGCUGUGGAAUCACCUAAACCUCAGACCACUGGCCUCGGCAAUUCCAUGUUCAACAGCGCACCUGCUCAGCAGAAGCCCACAGAAUCUGCCUUCAAGGGUUUUGGCGCUUCUUCCUCGGCUCCUCCUCAGUCCAGCGCAGCAACGCCUUCCAUGAACUUCGGGGUUCUGUCAGCGCACAAGCUCCGGCUCCUCCAGGACACUCUAAGCCUCGUGCAAGCACUGCUUUGUCAGCACCUAAUGCUUCCNGGUGUCGCUACACCCCCGGCUUCUCCUCAACUUCCACCUACCGAGAUGGAGUCUGCUUUGCUCAAGCAGUUGAACGAGUCUCUGCGUACUCAUCUCGCAUCAGCUGAUGCUUCGCGGGAUUGGAGCGCCGUCAUGCAACUGUACCUCGAACAAGCCGCUGAGAUUCGUUCCGAGAACAGUGGUGCGCCUUCCACAGCAUCCAUCACCAGUGCAACCGAGCCCAAGUUGCUAACUGCUCCAUUGUCUGCUUCAAACCCCCGUGGUGAGAAGCGUGUGGCCGAUGAGGAAGUCACAAAGGAAGACGACCACAGUAAGCGUGCCAAGCAGUCUACCCCCAGCAAGCCUACAUUCACUCAGUCCGUUAAUGCCGGAUCGCCUGGCGGCAGACCUCUAUCCCAAACUGCUUCUUUGUUCAACGACAUCUUAGAUUCACCAGAGAAGCCUGAAACACCCAAGUCCACAAAUAUCUUCGCAGCUUCCGCAGACAAGACCCCUGCUCCUCCCGCUACUGCUCCUCAAGUCAAGUCCAACCCCUUCGGCGCUAUUGCUCGCAACGUCUCUGCUACUCCUGCACCCAGCACCCAGAAGACAAGCUUUGUCCCUCCUGCUGCAGCUCAAGCAUUGCCAUCGUCCAACAACUCGACGUUCCAGAUUCCCAAGUUUGGUGGCGCCUCCACUACUUCAGCUGCACCUACAUCUGGCUUCCAGCUUCCCAAGUUCGGCGGUGGUUCUUCUGCUACUACCCCUAGCUUCCUUGGCUCAUUCGGACAAAAGGCUGCUGAGCAAGAAGCCAAGGAACGUGAAAAGCGCAAGGAAGAAGACAUGGACUCUGAUGAGGAUGAGGAAGAAUGGGAGAGAAAGGAUGCCGAGAAGCAGGCACAGAAGAAGGCUGAGCUCUUGGCUGCCAGCCAAGCUACCAAGUUCAGCUUCGACACUUCGAAGAAGCCUACCAGCUCUGCAUCAGCUGUCUUUUCAUUCAGCGGCACACCCUCAUCUUCCAAUAUCUUUGGCAAUCUCUCUGGCAGCAAGCCCGAUGACGAUGAGGACGAUGACGGCGAUACUGAGGAAGACGAGGAUGUUCAUGCCGCUUUGACCAACGCAACUCCUGCUAAGCCCGCAGCCGGCAAGAGUCUCUUUGAACGUGUCUCUUUCGAUGCUGACAAGGAGAAGACUUCCGAUGCACCUAGCGCUUCCUUCAAGUUCAGCUCCUUCGGUAGUUCAGGCGCUGCCGACAACACCUGGAAGGGCAGCGAUCCUAUCAAGUUCGGUGCUAGCACAGCUACUGCUGGUACCACUACUCCUGAUGGAUCUCCUGCCAAGGCUCCUGCUCCCAAGUUCAACUUCGGUGGUGCUUCACAACCAGCUGAGAAGUCGUCUCCCUUCAGUGGAAUGACCAGUGCUAAGCCAUCAUCGACUGGUAGCAUCUUCGAUACUGCAAAGCCUUCAGCACCUACCACCGGCUUCUCAUUCGGUGGUGCCACUCCUUCCAGUCUCGCACCUCCCUCUGGAACGUCCGUGUUUGCCUCAGCUGCUACUUCUCGCGCCACUACUCCUGGUGCCACUACUACCGAUGCUGAAGGCAGUGCCGCCGAGUCAGAACCCAGCGACACGCCCAACGAUGUGCAAAAGGACUUGACCUCUCUCACUGCCGACGACAUUGCCAAGUACGAUCUCAUCCACGAAGCACGCUGUAAAGUGACGAAACUCGUCAAGAGCGAAGACGACAAGACUAGUUCCUGGGUCAGUCAAGGCGUUGGCCCCAUCCGUAUCCUCGCCUCCAAGGAGAACUCCAAACCUCGUAUCCUCAUGCGCGCCGACCCAUCCGGCAAGGUUGGCUUGAACUUCAAUGCCCUGCUCAACCCUGCCUUGUACAUGAUCAAGGGUCCCAAGAUGGUUCAGUUGAGUGUUCCCACCGAGGGCAAGAAGGUCGAGUCCUUCAUGUGCAUGUUCAAGGAUGGGGACAAGGCAAAGGAGUUCUUGGAGAAGCUCCACGGCGCCAUUGCCAAAGCUCAAGGU